AGUCUUUGUUUUGGCGUUGCUACUAGCGCCUGCUGUGAAACAACAGGAUCACACUGUGAUUGAUCUUCAGUCCUAGUGGAAAGGCGGCAAUCAAAAAUACUCUGUUUUUUUUAUUCGUUUUAUAGAGUCGUGCCAUCUCUAAGAAGAAGAACUGCAGUUGUGUCUUUGGGAUGUGCUGAAGGCAAUCAUCAGAUGACUUCAAACAAAGAGCGUCCCAGUUGCACACCGACACCGUGCGCACGGGGCAAACGGCCAAUGCAUCAAAGCACUCUGACUCUUGGCGAUCAGACUAAAGCCAUUUAUUCUACUACACAAGCAGAGUAUUUUUCUGGGAGAGGCCUCGAUGGUCAAGCGCUGGUCCUUCUGCCCCGAGAUCCAUGUCAUUCCUCUCAGUAUGAUGGAAAGCUGGAGCUCAGUCACAUCCCUGUGUCACGAGGAGGACAGACACACUCCAGAGAUGUACACGGCCCAAGGGACAUCAUACCACAUUACAUCCUGCACAGAGUGGGGUUACAGAACAGGACACAGAACAGGGAGGGGGUCGUGAUGAAAGAGGUCACCAACCCCGCCGAGGCCACACUGUACCAGACAACAUAUCAAACCGUGCACUGCACCACUUCCAAAAGAUAUCAAACAAAUGAAGCAUGUGGACAGCCAGUCCCCUGGCACAGGCAUAAUAUUAUCACAGGAGAGGAGAAGGCAGCAGCUGGGCCCGGGCCGGUCACAAGACAGUCUGGGGAGAGCAUUCUGUGGGAAGCUCGGCGUUGGGAGAUGAACAGGGACUCUUUUCAUUUAUACUAAACAUGGCAACAAUAAAUAACUAAUAAAAAGUACUCAAAAGGA
This is a messenger RNA of Carassius gibelio (silver crucian carp), 843 nucleotides long. RefSeq lists its product as uncharacterized. The record is from RefSeq and is a predicted model, not a curated record. Lineage: Eukaryota; Metazoa; Chordata; Actinopteri; Cypriniformes; Cyprinidae. The transcript has 4 exons. The coding region runs from base 193 to 801 and encodes 202 amino acids.